GGUUUUGUGAGCGCUUCCGGUCGGAAAUUGGCACCUGUUUCUGAGACUGCUCUGGAAAAAGCGAAGAACCUGAUUCUGGUAGACGAGAUGCCUGAUGUGAGCACUUCGGAAGUUUGUGAUCGAGUAAGGACGACCGAGUCAGUUUCUGGUUUUGUGAGCGCUUCCGGUCGGAAAUUGGCACCUGUUUCUGAGACUGCUCUGGAAAAAGCGAAGAACCUGAUUCUGGUAGACGAGAUGCCUGAUGUGAGCACUUCGGAAGUUUGUGAUCGAGUUAGGACGACUGGCCCAGUUUCUGGUCGGAAUUGCACAGCUGUUUCUGAGAACGAUUUCAAGAAAGCUGAGACUUUAAACGGGGUAUGUGAAAUGUUUGGUGAAAACAAGGCGGUCGUAUCCAAUGCUUCUUUAGUUUCUGAUCAACAGGGGGCUGUUCAGGAAUUUGUUCAACUCUCUGCAUGUAUUGACGAGAAUGAUUCAACUGCAGGCUGUGAGACGGAUGGUGAUUCUUUGGUCUGUCUAAUGGAAGAAACACAACUGGAAGCCAAGCGCCUUCAAGCGCGUCUUGAGCAACAAGAGACCAUCUCCCGGAAGCUGCGUCUAUCAUCACCUUCGAGGCGAAAAUCGAACAUUCCAAAUGAUACUUUCUCCCUUCACUGUCCCGGUCUUUUGUGGCGCGUACGUUUAUCCAAAAGGCAAUUGACAAAAAUUAGUCCCACGGCGGUCAAUGAUCGUGCUUGUGGACCAUGGUUGUACUCUUUGCAAUCUCUCGUGAGAAAACCAGACCACGGACCGGCUAAGAGUGAAUUCCAAUUGCCUGAUUCGGUUCACUUUCCUGCUGACUUUUCUACGUUUUCACUUCGAACAUCCGCCACAAUCCGAUGGCUCUUGGACGAACCCAAUCUGCCAGUUGGGGAGCCACCAAUUGCUUACGAAAUUGGAGAUGCGGUUCAAGUGAUUCCUGAUGGAUUUGGUUGCGCAGGCAAGACAGAACUGAUCAAGUAA
Messenger RNA from Echinostoma caproni, 999 nucleotides. The record is from the annotation of a GenBank genome assembly. NCBI's taxonomy places the organism in Eukaryota, Metazoa, Platyhelminthes, Trematoda, Plagiorchiida, Echinostomatidae.